AUGGCGGAGUUGGUGCAGCAAAUCGAAGACCUCGUUGCACUCGACGAAGCUCUGCAUUGGUUCUGCCCAAGAUCCACCCCAACCGACCAGCAUCCCUACUUUGACGAGGAUUUAAGAGGCAAGAAUCUCGACGAGUCCGAGCAGGAGAAAGAAGAGCGAGGAGUCAAGAUACUCGCUUCGAGAACGCGGCGGGACAAAGUCUUGACAUGCCUGCAAAUUCUGGCCUUUGACGGCGAAGAUGCGAGGCCAUAUCAGGACAAAUUCAAGCGCGGGCUGGUCAUGCAGCUCACACGCUGCGAUGUCUGCGUGCGGGAAUACCAUCGAUCUCGCCCGAGACUCCGCGCGCGGCUGGAAGCGGAAUUCGAAGACGAAGAGGUGACCGGCUUUAUGAACACCUUUGAUGCCAUGAAUAAGACGCGGAUCGUGACCGGCCUGAACAGCAUGUCGGAACUCCUCGCCGCACUUCCACCGGCCGAGCGUAGAAUCGACGCUGCUGGAGAUGUUKCCAUGUACGCCAUGUUCGAAGCGCUCCACUGCGUGCCCUUCCUGCGCGACGAAGACACCCUGUCUCAAUCAUUUGACAAGCCUUUCCGCUUAGCCCAGUCGGUGAAGAAGUUCACACUCGGCAACUACGCGCCCGGUGCAGUGGCCUUUCUAUACUCGAAGCAUGCCGAGCGUGUUGCUUGGGCUGAGCGCAAUUGCAACAGGGUCAAAUUCCCCAUGUGUGCCAAUGAAUUCGAGUACAGCGUCCGCCCAUUCCUGGAACCUGCCAUGAAUCGAGUCAAUGUCAUUACCUUGGAGCUGGAAUUUCUGCCCGUCUUUUGGCGUGGCACGCGGCUGAUCGUCUCCAAAAUGACCCAGCCUCUGUUCACAGACAACCUCCGAAGCAUGGACGGGAACUUGCUCACACUAUCCCUCGAGCAUUUUCAAGUCGAUGCGGCCCACUUCUCUCCCCUAAUCGCAACAUACGUCAUGUUGCUCGACCUGAGCGCAACCGACUUUUGGGCAGCCAUGGGCUCCAUCUCGCCCCAGAUUGUGGUGGAAAACAUUUGCAGGGCUCCAAGGCUCGAUCAAAUGCUCACAACUCAGCCUGCASAGCGCGAAACUGCCCCGGCAAAGGAGAUUGAAGACGCCUUGGCUUGGGUCGAUGGCUUCGUGAGGAGCAUUGCCCCUGGGAACCUCGUACCACCCAUGCGCACACUGCUGGAUCAACUACUCCACCGUUUUCAAGAAGAACGUUACACACAUUUCGCAAGCAGCAUCACCUGGAAGAAGGGGCUCACCUCCUUACUCGAGGCHAUCAUGCGGCUAGAUCAGUCGGUUGAUGGAGGGCCAGUGUAUGUCCACAUUAUCGAGGCCGUGGCCAAGGAUCACAUCGCUGCUAUCCUGCAAGAGCUGGACGGCAUUGAGUCCAUUUCAGAGAUGCAGAUCAGUUCAACACAGCACCUAGAUCUUGAAGUUGUCAAGAGCGUCAUCGCCUUGGAUGUGAAGAGUCUCGCCCGUGACCGGCAAUUUAUCCUGGGGAAUGGAGAGCUGGAUCACGAACUGGGCGUUGCAAACCUGAACUUAUGGAAGUUGAGUAUGCGGCAUGUCAAGCCUGGUCAUCCGCAUCUGGUCAUAUCCCUGCUGAAAGGUAUGAUGAACCUCGUGCGAAUCGAGAAAUUCGCUCCGAGCCAGUUGAACAACUACCCCAAACAAUGCGAAGCCUGGAACAACGCGCUUGGCAGAACGCACCAGCACAUCACGACGGACUUGCUUCAGCGACUYGACGAUUUCACACCCGACCAAUUGGAUGGAAUAUACCAAGAACGCGACGGUGCCCACGGCCUCGUCGCUCUCCUCUUCAACGGCAACGAUGAUGUGCAUCAAGCCGCACUCAACGUUCUCAAGACAAUGACCAGCCAAGACAGCAGACAAGACAGUCUCAAACAUCUUCUCGAAGUGUUCUUCAGCAACACACUGACUGCCUUCUCCGAGGCGAUGAAGCUGAUAUCCGAGGCCAAGAUCUUUGCGCCAUGCCCAGUUCUACUAAAGCUUGUCAGAGACAUCUUCAACUGUCUUUGUGAUAGCCAGGACGGCAUCUUGCGUUCUAGAGACAUUGUCGAUAAAAAAGACUUGGGCGCGUUGAGGGAAUUCUGGUUUUGGACGUGGACCGCUUUGGGGACCAUCUUUGGCAUGACUGAAGACUGGGCCAAUGGCAAACACGACAAGAGUAUGCUUUCUGACUUUUGUCGCGACACGAUGGACUUUGCAAACACUGCAUUCGAUCAGUAUCCUCUCAUCGCCACGACGAUCGAAAAGGCCGGGAGUACGAAGGAUACUGCUGGGUCGACAAUGAGCAAAGCGUUGCUUCAAACGCCAAGCAGGGCCUUUGGACGAGUCGCAAAGUGGUUACGUCUUCGUGACGACUAUCUUAUUGCCAAAGCAGUUGGGCUGACCGCGAAGAUGCUCAUCAAACUGCGUGAGAAUGGYAUCGAUAUAACAGUGGAGUCUGCAGCAUACAUCGAAAGCAGCACCAGCAGCAGCAACAGCAAGAACAAGGUCAGGACGAAAUUGACAGCGAAUCAGAAGGCUGAGCUACAGCAGGCUUUGGAGAAGCACCUUGGUCGCUCACUGGCACCCGAUGUAAUCGAAGUCGAUGUAACAUCUCGUAAAAAGCAGGGCACUUUGCAAGACUGGGCGCAGUCUAGAAGUGGACGAGACAGCGGCACAGUCACCCCUACGGCUGCCAAGGGAGGCAAGAAUGUCAUCGAUCUGGACGCAUGGGCGAAGCAAGCGGAGGCUAAGAAAUCCGAAGCCAAGAAGCCUGCUGCGGCGGUUCAGAAGCCCAACGCGUUCACGCAAAAGGCUGCGCAAAAGCUCCAGCAAGACUCAAAGACAUUUCUGGCCAAACGCCAACAGGCCAAUGCAGAGAAAGAACGGACCAGACUCGCCGCGCUUGCAAAAGCGAAUGCCAGCCUCGGGGCUGGAAGUGGUGUUGCAGGUUUGGGCAAUUUUGGAAAGGAUCACACAACCAGGGGUGAAAACAUCAUGGUAUCUUCUGACGAAGAAGAGAGCGGAGAAGAGGAUGAAGAGGAUGACAUGGAUGAUGAUCUCUUUGGAGGCAAGUCCAAGCACCUCAGGAAGGUUGAUCGUCCAGGUCUGGAUUUGAGUGGCGCGACUGGCCUUCGACCGGAGACGAAGAGGGCUCCGACCCGCAUCCAAAAAACAGCCCGAUCACUAAAGGACAUGCGUGCGCGUCUUGCACCGGAUCUGAGCUCACUGCACCGCACAAUCCUGGGCUGGAACUUUUUCCAUGACGGCGACUUUCCCCCUGGCAGCAGCCCCAACGAGUUCUCACACGUGGCCAAGUCAUUUCGCGAUCCAACAACCUACCAACAGACAUUUGAGCCUCUGCUCCUUCUGGAGGCGUGGCAGGGUCUUGUCAAAUCCCGUGAGGAAAACAGCUCCAGACCAUACGAACUCAAGGUGCACAAUCGCAGCAAUGUGGACCACCUCAUCGAGAUCAGCAGCAUCAUUGGUCACCAGGAGAAUCGCGACCUUCAAUUGAUGGAAGGCGAUAUCAUCCUGUUCUCCGAAUCAUCCAAGCCAGCGGAUGAUCCCUCAUCUGCCCACUGCUUGGCGAGGAUUUAUCGCAUCAAACGUCAGAAAGCGCACGUUGAAGUGGUCUAUCAAUUCGCCCCCGGUACAACGCUGACUAAUAAGCUCACGAUGAAAGCCCUCGUGUAUGGUCUCAAAGUCCAGUCCAUUACUCCGUUGGAACGUGAAUACGGUGCACUCAAGGCGUUGCAAUAUUACGAUCUUUGCAAUCAGAUCGUCCGCGCAAAGCCAUCACAGCGCAUCCCCUACAGCGAUCGGCAGAUUCAGGCAUUUCAAGACUCGUACAAUGUCAACCGCGCUCAGUCGGAAGCCAUCAACGCUGCUCUGGAGAAUGAAGGAUUUUCGCUUAUCCAAGGACCUCCCGGGUCUGGCAAGACGAAGACCAUCGUUGCCAUUGUGGGUGGCCUCCUUACCAACACUCUCUCCAGCUCUACCAMCGGCGCCACCAAGAUACCCAUGCCAAAGCCCAACGGCAACGCAGAUUUGAUGGAUAUCCCGCCCUCCAGGAAGCUCCUCGUCUGUGCACCAAGCAACGCUGCUGUCGACGAGCUUGUGAUGCGUCUCAAAGCUGGCGUUAAAACGAAGAAUGGACGCGACCACCAGAUUAACGUCGUGCGCAUCGGACGCAGCGACCGCAUCAAUGCAAUGGUGGCGGACGUGACAAUGGAGGAACUCGUGCAGAAGAAGUUGGGUGGUAGUCAAGGGGAUGAGAAACAGCGCCAGAGCAGGCAAGAAUUAUUCAAGGAUCACGAGAGCGUCUCCGCUACUUUGCGAGGGCUUUAUGAGCGGCGUGAUGCCGGCGUCAAUGAAGCAGGUGAGAAGCUUGCUGAGCCCGAACGUGCUGCGCUUGAGAGCUCAAUAUCUCAAACGAGGCGGCGCAAAGCCGAACUUGGCACCCGCAUCGACAAUGUGAAAGACCAGGAGCGUAAUGCGGGGCGUGAGCAGGAACUGAACCGCAAGCGAGCGCAGCAAGCUGUCUUGGACGAGGCGCACGUCAUCUGCGCCACGUUGAGUGGCAGUGGGCAUGACAUGUUCCAGAGCCUCAACAUCGAGUUCGAGACUGUCAUCAUCGACGAGGCUGCACAAUGUGUGGAGAUGAGCUCACUCAUCCCGCUCAAGUAUGGGUGUGUCAAGUGUAUCAUGGUUGGAGAUCCUAAGCAGCUUCCGCCCACGGUCUUCUCCAAGGAGGCGGCCCGAUUUCAGUACGAGCAGAGUCUGUUCGUGCGCAUGCAGAACAAUUUUCCUGAUGAGGUACAUCUUCUGGAUACGCAGUACCGCAUGCACCCGGACAUUAGCGUCUUCCCGAGUCGUACCUUCUACGACGGCCUUCUCAAAGAUGGUCACGGAAUGGCUGCUUUACGCCAGCAGCCUUGGCAUGCUAGCGCUCUUCUCGCGCCGUAUCGCUUCUUCGAUGUCAAGGGUCAGCACCAAGCCGCGCCCAAAGGCCACUCACUCAUCAACAUGGCCGAGAUUGACGUUGCCAUGGCAUUGUUCGAUCGUCUGACUGCCGACUUCAAGGACUAUGACUUCUCCGGACGCAUUGGAAUCAUCACGCCUUACAAAUCCCAACUACGUGAGUUGAAGAACCGCUUCGAGAACAGAUACGGCCCUGAGAUUGGUGACACCAUCGACUUCAACACAACCGAUGCCUUUCAGGGGCGUGAAGCUGAAAUCAUCAUCUUUUCUUGCGUGCGUGCGAGUCCGGCUGGUGGAAUCGGUUUCCUGCAGGAUAUCCGCCGUAUGAACGUUGGUCUCACGCGAGCAAAGUCGAGUCUAUGGGUUCUUGGAAAUUCCGACAGUUUGGUCAGAGGAGAGUACUGGCGCAAAUUGGUUGUGGAUGCUCAAGGCAGAGAUUGCUACACAACCGGAAACAUCAUGAACAUGCUGAAGAAGUCCUCUAGCGCCUUCCCUGCACCCAAAGGCAGUGUUUUGAGGUCUAUGGAAGACGUCGUAAGCGUUCCCAAGGAGACCCCUGCACCACUUCCACGUCCGCUGGUGCAAGCCGCGCCAACUCCCAUUCAUGCGUCCGAUUCAGAUCGGAUGGAAGGUGUCACCUACAAGUUUGCAGACAGAGUUCCCAAGACAAAGCAAGAUCAGACGGCUCCUAUAAGCACCGGUAAUGGCACUGCACAUACAGGAGGCGAGCAUACAGGCAGCCUGAAGCCACCCGCGCGUAAAUUCUCCGAAGACGUCGAGAUGGCAGACGUUGGUGCCCACGAUGGCGCAAAGGUCACAUCGACAGUGAUCAACGGAGUUGGCAUACGAAGCGCCUCGAGUUCCAGGGCUGAAACACCAUUAUCAGGAGAAGACAAGGAGGGGAGGUCGGACGCAUCGUCUUCGGUGGCUCCAAGCACAGCUUCCGCUCCGAGAGCUGUCGGUGGAGUCGUGCAACCAAAGCCGAAGCUGUUGAAGAAGAGGCCGGCCGCUGCCAGCCCGUUUUUGCCUAAGAAACCGAAACCAGGGCCGCGUUGA
Messenger RNA from Ramularia collo-cygni, 6072 nucleotides. RefSeq names its product related to tRNA-splicing endonuclease. NCBI's taxonomy places the organism in Eukaryota, Fungi, Ascomycota, Dothideomycetes, Mycosphaerellales, Mycosphaerellaceae. Gene Ontology annotation, biological process: termination of RNA polymerase II transcription. Gene Ontology annotation, cellular component: nuclear body. The coding region runs from base 1 to 6072 and encodes 2023 amino acids. The record is from RefSeq and is a predicted model, not a curated record. Gene Ontology annotation, molecular function: helicase activity; transcription termination site sequence-specific DNA binding. The transcript has 2 exons.